AUGGUUAUGAACACCACUAGCAAGGAAUUCCAAGCUCGAGUAAAUGUGUACAUCGAUGAUCUGUUGGCCCAAGUCAACAGAUUCGAGACAUCGAGGAAGUCUUGGACAAAACGAGAAAAGUGGAAUAACGUUGAGACCGGAGAAGUCUUGAGCCAACGAUUGUGCCCGGCACUCGCAGAACCCGAUCGCCAACCACAAACACGGAUCUCCAAUCCGAUUCCUUGGAACAUGCGAUACGCACCAAUGCUGAUCGGAGCAGAUAUGAUGGAAAAGAUCAACAAGAUGGGACAUGAAGUACAACUGGACCUAUUCAAGAAGAAACUGACAAUAGAAGAAUGCCUCAUAAACAUCAACUUCAUCACAGACGAGACGAAUUCCCGUUUCACACGGCUAACUCCCGUUUGA
This is a messenger RNA of Caenorhabditis remanei, 405 nucleotides long. RefSeq lists its product as uncharacterized. The record is from RefSeq and is a predicted model, not a curated record. The transcript is spliced from 3 exons. Bases 1 to 405 code for a protein of 134 amino acids. Lineage: Eukaryota; Metazoa; Nematoda; Chromadorea; Rhabditida; Rhabditidae.